AUGAGUAACGUUAACUACACAGUGGUUGAAGAAUUUUUACUUUUGGGAUUUCCACAAGUUAAGAGUUCCAAAGCCAUUAUUUUCUUUCUACUGAUACUGACUGUUUACAUUAUGACGCUCAUACUAAAUUCUAUGAUCAUCGUCCUGGUGUCAACCAGACCACAACUCCGUUCUCCCAUGUACUUCUUCCUCCAGCAAUUUUCACUCAAUGAAAUUGUGUUCCUUACUGUUAUCAUCCCUAAUAUGCUACGUGUCAUAUGGCUGGAAGGAGCCACCAUUUCCAUCAAAGGUUGUAUAGCCCAGGCUUAUAUAUAUUGUGCUGUAGGGUGUUCAGAAUGUCACCUCCUCACAGUCAUGUCUUAUGAUCGAUAUCUGGCCAUAUGUAACCCUCUACGUUAUAGCACCAUCAUGAACAUUAGACUACAACAUUCCUUGGUUAUCUAUUGCUGGGUGUUUGGCUUUUUCAUCACCCAUGUUAAUCUUUAUUUCCUAUGUCGAAUUGAAUUCUGUGGACCCCAUGUCAUUGAUCAUUUCUUCUGUGACCUUGGUCCCUUUGUUGAACUUUCAUGUUCUUACACUCAUGCCCUACAGUUAGAUAUUCUAAUCCUUUCUAUCCCUAUAAUAAUCAUCCCAUUUAUCUUAGUAGUAAUCAGUUACAUCUGUGUAUUCACAACAAUUCUCAGCAUCUCCUCUACAACAGGUAGGAAGAAAACUUUCUCCACAUGCAGCUCCCACCUCACCGUUGUGACCUUGUAUUAUGGAACCUUGAUCACUAUUUAUUUGGUUCCAGCCGACAGGCAUUCCUUGACCAUAAACAAGUUGAUUGCUUUUUUGUACAUUGUGGUAACACCUCUGUUUAACCCAAUCAUAUACAGUUUGAGGAACCAAGAGAUGAGAGCCAUCAUGAAGAAUUUACUUAGUAUUAAGUGA
Molecule: messenger RNA, 930 nt
Organism: Pseudophryne corroboree (corroboree frog)
Lineage: Eukaryota; Metazoa; Chordata; Amphibia; Anura; Myobatrachidae
Product: olfactory receptor 11L1-like
Exons: 1
Coding region: 1-930 (309 amino acids)
Biological process (GO): G protein-coupled receptor signaling pathway
Cellular component (GO): membrane
Molecular function (GO): olfactory receptor activity; G protein-coupled receptor activity
Source: RefSeq, a predicted model, not a curated record